Etheostoma spectabile (orangethroat darter) is the source of this 5225-nucleotide messenger RNA. Its product is annotated as serine/threonine-protein kinase PAK 3. The record is from RefSeq and is a predicted model, not a curated record. The transcript has 16 exons. Gene Ontology annotation, molecular function: ATP binding; protein serine/threonine kinase activity. Bases 251 to 1975 code for a protein of 574 amino acids. Gene Ontology annotation, biological process: protein phosphorylation. NCBI's taxonomy places the organism in Eukaryota, Metazoa, Chordata, Actinopteri, Perciformes, Percidae.
AUGAGCAAAGCAGGGUGGAUGACAUCAUGGGCUAGGGAACAGUGAGCAGCCAGUGAAGCAUCCAGCCUGCCGAACAAGCUUGCUUUUAGGGUCAGGAACUGGUCUGACAAGAGAAUGGCAAUCCUGCCUUUAAACUGUCAUUAGGCCUGUACGGUUGACGAUGAAUCUACCAGAGCUCCGGGCUCAAAGGCAAAACACUGAGCAAGAGAAUGUGAAGACAUAUUUCAGGACAUUGUGAGUGCUACUAAAGAUGUCUGAUAGUGUUGAUAUUGAAGAGAAACCACCAGCCCCCCCCUUGAGAAUGAACAGUAGUUCCCGAGACUCUUCAUCACUGAAUCACGCCUCUAAACCGCUUCCAAUGGCUCCUGAAGAGAAAAACAAGAAGGUCCGUCUGCGCUCCAUCUUCCCCGGGGGAGACAAGACAAACAAGAAGAAGGAGAAGGAACGUCCUGAGAUAUCCCUACCCUCAGACUUUGAACACACCAUUCAUGUUGGCUUUGAUGCGGUAACAGGAGAAUUCACAGGUAUCCCAGAGCAAUGGGCACGUCUCCUACAGACCUCAAACAUCACCAAGCUGGAGCAGAAAAAGAACCCGCAGGCUGUGUUAGAUGUCUUAAAGUUCUACGACUCCAAAGAGACCGUCAACAACCAGAAAUACAUGAGCUUUACCUCGGGAGACAAGUCGGCACAUGGGUACAUAGCAGCAAACACUCUGAACCGACUGCUGUCAUCUGGGCCUCCUGUCAGCCUUAGAACCUGCAGCGCAUUAUUUGAAAAGGCUGCCAAAACAUCAUCGUCAGAACCCCCUAUCGCUCCGCCUGUGUCAGAAGAGGAGGAUGAGGAAGAAGAAGAAGAGGAGGAGGAAGAGGAAGAAGAGGACGAUGACGACGAGCUGCCCCCAGUCAUUGCACCUCGGCCCGAGCAUACCAAAUCUAUCUACACACGCUCUGUCAUGGACCCAAAGCCUCCCACCCCUGUGAAAGAAGUGGUGACUCCACCAGAGUCGCAAGUCCAGCCGGACAACACGUCCAACACAAUGUAUCGCCACACUGACCGGCAGAGGAAGAAGUCCAAAAUGACAGAUGAGGAGAUUCUGGAGAGACUCAGGAGUAUUGUGAGCGUGGGGGAUCCCAAAAAGAAGUACACUCGCUUUGAGAAAAUAGGACAAGGAGCGUCCGGCACUGUGUACACUGCCAUUGACAUAGCAACGGGCCAAGAGGUGGCCAUCAAGCAGAUGAACCUGCAGCAGCAGCCCAAGAAGGAGCUGAUCAUCAAUGAGAUCUUAGUGAUGAGGGAAAACAAAAACUCCAAUAUAGUGAACUACCUGGACAGUUACUUGGUAGGAGAUGAGCUGUGGGUGGUGAUGGAGUAUUUGGCCGGUGGCUCGCUGACAGAUGUAGUGACUGAGACCUGCAUGGACGAGGGCCAGAUUGCUGCAGUCUGCAGAGAGUGUCUUCAAGCCCUGGACUUCCUACACUCCAACCAGGUGAUCCAUAGAGAUAUAAAAAGUGACAACAUCCUCUUGGGGAUGGAUGGAUCCGUCAAGCUCACCGACUUUGGCUUCUGUGCCCAGAUCACUCCAGAGCAGAACAAGCGCAGCACGAUGGUGGGAACGCCCUACUGGAUGGCACCCGAGGUGGUGACUCGAAAGGCUUAUGGCCCAAAAGUGGAUAUCUGGUCCCUGGGGAUCAUGGCAAUAGAGAUGGUGGAGGGAGAACCACCCUACCUGAAUGAGAAUCCACUCAGGGCACUGUACCUGAUAGCUACCAAUGGGACUCCAGAGCUGCAGAACCCAGAGAGGCUGUCAUCUGUGUUCAGAGACUUCCUUAACCGCUGUUUGGAGAUGGAUGUGGACCGCAGAGGCUCUGCCAAGGAGCUUCUCCAGCAUUCUUUCCUCAAACUGGCGAAGCCUCUAUCCAGCCUGACGCCUCUGAUUGUAGCUGCGAAGGAAGCCAUAAAGAACAGCAGUCGCUAGGGUGUGACCUGUGUCCCCACCCGAGAAUGGAGCCCUGCCUGUGAUGUGUGCGUUCAUGGGGGCAGGGGCUUGGGUGUAUGGAUGGUGGGUGACGUUACAGUGACAGCACAAGGAGGGGGGGAGGGGUUUGUGUGACUUACCGUGACAGCACAAGGACAAAUGACCCCCAGGCCUCAUAUGUAAGACGGACAUCUGGCCUUGCAGCCUCUCGGGCCCAUGCUGCUGAAAAGACCUUGCCUCCUUGUUUACUUUUCCAGCACUCUGUACAUGUAGAGCAGUCCAUCACAAGUAUGUGUGCGUAUGUGUGGGUGUGUGUGUGCGAGUGUGUACCAAAUCUGCACAUCUCUUUGUGUCAUAUGUCUUGUUUGGCAGCAGUCGCUUCCCAAACCAAGAAAUACAGUGAAAAAAAUGAAAAGAACACAUGCUCAUUUUCAAGCAGAAACUUAAGGAGCAAAGAGGAGAAAGUGACAAAACUAAAGAGCCUGUGAUUUUUUUCCCUGCCCAGCUUUGGUUUUCUUUCCUCUAGUCCUUCCAUGGAGCACAAUCAGGCCAAACUUACACCUGCAGUGACCAGCCGAUGUGAGAGAGUGACUCUGGGACUCUGGACCCAACCUUUGCCUGCAUGACUAAUGGCUCUGUGGAGAAACAUUGCUACUCCUCCGUAGAUUGUCUCAUCUCAAGGUGGCAUAUUUAUGUGUGUGUAUUUGUGUGUGUGUGUGUGUGUGUGUGUGUGUGUGUGUGUGUGUGUGUGUGUGUGUGUGUGUGUGUGUGUGUGUGUGUGUGUGUGUGUGUGUGUGUGUGUGUGUGUGUGUUUGUGUUUGUGUGUGCGCGCGUGUGUGUGUGUUUGUGUGUGUGUGUUUUUGUGUGAGUUUGAGUGAGUGUAGGGGUGCAGCUACAGGGGAAUAAGUCACUAAUAAUUUCACAUGACCUAUGCCAGCUUUAAACACCCUUCAUUAGUACACUUCAUAUCAGUGAAGAGAUACGGGUCCCAUAUUUCAUUUGAGCCAACUUCUUUCAGACAGUCUCUGCCAUAGAGUCACUGGUAUUCAGGUUACCGGCAGUUAGUUUGCUUAUUUUCUCUCUUAAACUGGCUACAUAAUAUCAAAUUUAAUGUUGUGUCAAAUUCAAAAUACUGAAACCAGAACAUGUGUGACUCAACUGUAGCUCACACAUGCAAAUAUUUAAUUUUGGAUAUAAUAUACAGUACAUACUUUUUUACUAAUUUUAAAGAGAAAAGUGAUGUAGUUAGAUACAUUUGAUUGCGCUGAAAUAAAGAUUAUAUGUUGCAUAUUUAAAUCAACAUUAGGUACUGAACACUUCGUAUUCAAUGUGGUAGAAAUGAUCAGAAUGACUUCCAAUCGAUGUCAGCUUCAUUACAAAUGCAAGCAAUGUAUCUGCAAAUUUGACAGAUAUUUCUAACAUGCAUUUGUAUGGUACAUAAACUGUAGUAUUCAUAGUGUACAAGCAUCUCAAAUGGGAUUUUCCAUAGAUAUGGAUUUGUGUGGCUUUCUAACCAUCUAUCUUAAUUAAUGUCAAAGAAAAUUUUUAAUAGGUAUGUGAUAAAAAGAAAGACAAAUACUAGAUCAGAGACUCAACAGAAAUUUAAUGAUGGAUUGUCAUUUUUAAAGAUGCUGGCACACAGUGAACCAACAUUUCAGCCUUUUAAAUAAGCUCAUUUUCGACAACAGUGGCAAAUAGAAGGUCAUGUAAUUAUUUACCUUAAGAGAGUUGAAGGUCUAGUGCCACACAUUGUCACAGUUUCAACAAACUGCAACAAGUCGUGGAGGGAGAAAUACAUUUUCUUCAUCUUCAAUCAAAAUAACUUUAAAGUAUACACAGACAUUUUGAUGAAACAAGUUAUUCUCUUUUUUUCCAGAAGCACGAGUGAUUACUUAUAAGUGUUGUGUGUGUCCUUUUGUCUUUUAAUGGUGUCUUAUGUGUCUUUUUCAUAUGAUCUGUAUUGUAGUGAGUUUUUGGAUUGCGCGGCAGAUCAGAGAGGGGGAAUGUUAUCCACUGAGCGAAGUAGUGGAGUGGAUGUCAUUUUAUGAUUGUACCUUGUCCUAAUGAGCACUGAAAACAACCAACCUAGUAGAGGUUCAUGUUGUUUGAUAACAUUCCUGCCAUACCUGGGUAGUGUUUAAACUCAUUUCUGUACAGACAGUAUCUAUUCUGUGUCUGUAUUUGGUAGCUUCGUCAUGCAUUUCCCAUGUAGCAUCACUCUGUGUGUGAGCGUGUGUGUUUGUGCGUGUUAGGAGGCUACCUCAAUCUGCACUAGAAGAGGCCUCACUCAUGUUGUCCACCUUCAUUGUGAGGUGCAGGGUAGCUGCUCAGUCAUGUUGUACCUCCAUUGUACAGCAAAUGUACAGAAGAUGGAGUGAUGUUAGACAGGAGGAUGCAACAGAAUUCAUGCAUGUAAAACAAACUAUACACUGUAUCUCAUCUUCAAAUAGGUUAAGAUUGUUAGGAUAUGUAUGUAUGUAAAUAUGCCAGGAAAACACCCCUUUUUCAGAAUUAUGUAACUUAAGAGGACAAUAAUCAGGUUGCUCUAUGGUAUGUAUCAAUAAAUGUUUUGCACCCUGAACAUCAAAAAAGAGAAAAACUAACAUGCUGGCACUCCUGGAUCCGGCUUUUCUGUUUGGGCUUUAUCGGACACUCCUUCAUCUGGACAGAGAGCCGAUGAAUGCAGCACUCUGUGUGCGGGCCCACACAGUCUGUCCUGAGUACCGCUGCUGAGUGUUAGUGCGUGCGUGUGUGUGUGUGUGUGUGCGCGGUAGGUGUGGAUGGCCUGACAGGAAGCUUUGCUGGCUCCUGGGACGUUUGGCCUCUGCCCCCCCAUGUACAGGUCUGUGAACUAUGAGCACAAAGGUGAAUUUCGGGACAAGAGACACCGUUGACGUGCCCCUUUUUCUGUGGUUGCUCCUGUACAUUCCUAUCUUCUGAAUGUGUAAACCUGUACACGUGGUGUGAAAAUUCCUCUAUUAAUGUGUAUCAAGAGAAUGGAACAAAGAUAAAAAAUGUUACUUUUUAAAUUAUUAUCAUAUUAUUAUUAUUAUUACUCUUAUUACUGUCUAGCUUUGUAAAACUGCUGAUCCAUCUGGCAUACCUCAGCAGGCCUUUCCCCAUCUUUGAAAAAGGACAAAUGAGUGACGGGGAAAUGAGGUUUUGGAUAAACUAUUUUUAUUUGUGGUUGAAGCAAUAGACUUUUUGAACUUUGAAUUGUGCAUGGCUGUGUCUUGAGUGUAAAAAAAAC